Molecule: messenger RNA, 2205 nt
Organism: Pseudo-nitzschia multistriata
Lineage: Eukaryota; Bacillariophyta; Bacillariophyceae; Bacillariales; Bacillariaceae
Source: the annotation of a GenBank genome assembly
CACCGGAUCUAUCCAUUGAAGCGACGGCAAACCAAAUCGAAUCGAAUCGAGCCGACUCGAAACGAACCGAAUCCAAUCCAAUCCAAUCCAAUACAACAAAGUAGACGCAGCGAGCAGCACACCAAAGGACACAACAGAAGCAGACCAUGGCGCCUCUGAUCAGAGCGACCGUGGCCACCGCGGUCACCGCAUCGGUAGCGCUCCUGGGACUGCCAAAGGGGAAYGCCCACACCGGCAAAGAUCGGCUGCAGCAACAACAUUUGCAGCAACAGCGGCACCCGCAGGGAAAGGUCCGCGGCGCGCAGAGGCGCCGCAGAACCGCGGACGACUUUGGGAUCGGCGACGGCGGMGACGGAAGGGCCACCGAAAAGACCAAGAGGAACUGGGAGGGGGACUACGUUCCGCCGUGGAGAGACCCSAGCGACUUUGGCCCCGUGAUCGACAUCACGGGACCCUCCUCCGGUGCGACGGAACCCCCGACCGGCACGCCCACCGGAGUCCCCACCGGAAUGCCAACGGGUACUCCAACGGGUACUCCAACGGGGACACCCACCGGGGCUCCAACGGCGACUCCCACCGUCCCCCCAACCGUCCCACCGACCGGGGCUCCGACGAUACGGGCCACGACCGCCUCCCCCACGGCUUCCCCCGUCGAAACAGCGGCGGCGGUGGCACCGACCCCCGGACCGUUUGCGGCACCGACCCCCGGACCGUUCGCGGCGGUCUUCACCCCGGCCCCCGUUGCGAGGGCGGUCGAGGACCCGAGCAAGGAAGGCAGCGACAGCGACAGCAGCGGAAGCACCGCCACCACYACCAACGACGGCACCAGCGACAACGAAGGCAACGCCGACUCGGUGGCCACGAUCCUCAACGAGGAGACCGGUGCCACCGAGUCGUCCUGCGUCGAGUUCCCCACCAUCGGGACCUACGUCUCGGAGGUCCUGGACAUCGACUACCGCCUCUAUUUCGCGGCGGACGAGAGCACCGAAGGGACGGCGGGAAUGACCGAGGCCGUCCGGGACGCCCUGGGCUCCUCGAUCGAGCCGAUGCUGCACGAAUCCCUCGUCGACCUGGGAAUGGGCUGCCGGGGGAGCGACUUUAUCACCUACAAGCACACRAUGGUCUCCCUCACGUCCAACGCCACGGACUUUUUCGUCGCCGGCGAGUGCCGGACGGAACGCGGCGACGGAGACGGGGGCACCUCGAACGCCACCACCACCACCACUCCCACGGUCUGCUACGAGGGCAGCGGGAGGGUGGAGGCCACCAUGUGGUUUUCCCCCCGCCGGCGCCUCACGGCGCCCGGAUCCAGCACCCCCUUUGGGGACCGGGAGGCCUUUCUGGGGUUCACCAACUGGAUGGAGGAGGCCUUUGCCGAGAUGGGCACCGGGGAGGGCGGGGCCCCCCUUGCUUCCGCCAACCUCACCGGGGCCUCCUUUGCCGGCUACACCAACGUCGACGGCCUGAACUGGGACCUCUUUGCGACCCACCAGCAGACGGGGAUGGGCGUCGACCUCACCUCCGCCUUUAUGGGGACGGCCUACGCGGUGGACGAGGGCAAGAAGUUCAACACCCUCGCGGGCCUGGUCCUCGUCGUGGCCGGCGCCCUCGCGCUCCUCCUGGCCGUCUUUUUCGUCGCGGCCCGGAGGAGGAAGAACCGGAAGGCCUUCCUGGAGCACGCCCGGUGCAUCGACGGACUGGCCCUGGACGCGGAGGACGACCCCUCCCUCGACCGCGCCCGCUGCGUCGUCGACGACGCCUCGCUCUUCGGGCAGGAGUCCCUCCCGGCCGGCUACCGGGUCCGGACGGAGGGCCCGGGGCACGACUACGGGACCUGCGCCAACCCCUCCUGCAAGCUCUGCGGGUCGGCCCGGGACCGGCCGGGRCCSGUCUUUGUCAAGACGGACCCAAACCACUCCUUCACCGAACACCGCUCGACCCUGGAGAGCCGGCGGGACAAGGAGGAAGCCGAACGGCGGUACGAGUCGGUCAUGCUGUAGGUUCCCUUCCCCGCCGGACCACGGAGUGCGGUGGCCUCUGCCCGACCCGAGGCCGAUUUUCAAAGUUCAUAGUAUAACAUAACAUGCCAUGUGUGUCCGAGCACCAAUGGGACAAAACGUAUCUCUCCACCGAAAAAACGCGGUUGCCUCGGGAGAACGAACCACGCAAGAUGGCGAAAAACGAAAAACGCCAAGCUCAGACUAG